GUCAGACAUUCAAAGUAACGUCACAGGAAGCUACAAAGCUGAGUGUGGCAUUCUCAAGGCCUCCACUGACUUCUGCAGAGGAUUGCCGGAAGUUGAGUGAAGAUGUCCAAAGUGCCAUUCUUGCAGUUGCCACAGUGUACUACUGGCUCCCCAAGGGCCAAGGUACUACUCUUCGGAAGAUGGUACGAGAUGCUACCACUGAAGUAGUGGAAGGAAUGAUCCAACUCACGGAAACAAUUCUCAGUGCUCCAUUGGAGAGCUUGUCUCAGGAACAGCUUAUAUCAACUGGUGGCGUGUGGGAGGCAUGUGAGCAAGUGUCCAACCUGCCACGAGAUAACCAGGCAGCAGUUGUGUCAGCUCUGGCUGCAUGUCUAAGUGUGGUCAAGGAUGCUCUGGAGGAGAUGGAACGUGCUCUGGUGGAAGGCCAAGACCCUUACAGUGACAUCAUGGAAGAUGAAGAGCUGGGCUUUCGCGGCAACAGAGAUACGUAUUGGUCAGAAGCUGACCGGAAGCUGCUUAGCUCCUGCAUGGGAUUAAUGAAGGCUUCUAAAGCUUGCCUGAAGAAGGUCUUGGGUGUAGUGAAGGCUUAUGGCAAAGCUGAUUCUCCAGAGCAGAUCGCUCAGCUGGAUGAUCUUGCAGACAUUGCUAAUGAGAUCAGUCCAAGUGUUGAUGAGCUGGCACUGAGCAUGUAUCCACCUAUGAACCAGCUGGCUGUGCGACUCAAUGCUGCUAAGUUGGCCUCGGUGUUAAAGAAAGUCUUAGAGAUUGCAAAGACAAGCCAUGUAUGUCCACCAUCAGAGGAAGGCUGGGUGCAGUUUCUAACUGGUGCCGUAGAUCACAACAUGAAUAAAAUCAAGAACUUCACACAGGGUCAACUUUAGCUCUUCCAUGUCUACAUGUGUUGCUGCCACUGGCUCUGGCAUAUGCUUUUCCAGUGAAUUUUGCUGUUCUCCAGCUACUGGGAGAAUGAUGAGAACAAUGUUUUUAGGAGAGAACUUUAUUGCCAUUUGGUAAAACUUUGCCAGGAAAUUGCUCUUUGCCAUUGCAGAAAGUGUCAUUUUGCUUCGAUUCCUGGGAUGGUGCAGGGCUGCAUUUUAAUGCUGUGAAUGUGCCCCAUUCUUCGGACAUUGCUACUACUACGGGGUUCAGAGAACAAUAAAAUAUUGCUAGAUUUGCA
Messenger RNA from Pelecanus crispus (Dalmatian pelican), 1177 nucleotides. Lineage: Eukaryota; Metazoa; Chordata; Aves; Pelecaniformes; Pelecanidae. The record is from RefSeq and is a predicted model, not a curated record.